CCAUUUCCCACUCCUCACAUCACAUCAUUUCAUUUCCUACCUUCCUCCCACUUCUCUAUAAACCCCUCUCCCUCUCCGCCACCGUCGAACACAAUCAAAAUCCCUUUCCUCCCUCCUCCAUUUCCGUCGCUACUAAACAAUUAAGACCUUGAUGGGAUCACUCAACGGAGUUGAACACCCGCAGCUCCCCGCCGGUGCUAGACCAGCCGACGAUCAAGCCAAGUGUCUAGAAGUUGACUCGACUCAGCAGACCAUGGCUCAAAUGGACAGAGGAGAAGCAGAGGAUUUCAAUUUCGAAAAUAAUCCGAACGGCGACGAAAACAAAGCGAACGCCGCUCCACCGGCGGUUGAAGUGGGGAAACCGUUCCCUAAACGCGGAACGGUGGUUGAGAAUCCCGAUGACUCAACCAGCACCGUUGAUGAGCAGGAACAGGAAGGAAUCGACGGAGUGAUCACGCCUCAUUCUCACCUCCCGAAGCCGGAGCCGCCUCCGGGCCUCGCACCUACCUCCCCUGACGAGCCGGUCAAAGAAAACGGAUUCUCCGGAAUACGCGCCGAUUUGCUCGGGCGGUCCAAAUCCCUAACGGAAACAUUCGCCACCGUCGACAUCGGGAAAUUUUUCAAAGAGCGAAGCAACAGCUUGUCGGCGAUCGCGAAGCGGCUGAGUCAAAUCGGAGAUUACAAGAACGAGUCAGAUGGAGAGGAAGGGUCAGAGUCGGAGUCGUCGUUCAAGGAGGAGGAGAAGAAGAGGAACGAGUCCAAUUGCGACUCGGUCGUGGACGUGUCCGAGUACAACAUAUCGGGACUCCGAGUGGUGGUCCGGCUGAAGAGCGGCGGCGAGGACGGAAUCAAAGGGCGGAUCAGCUUCUUCUCCCGGUCCAACUGCAGGGAUUGCUCGGCGGUCCGGUCCUUCUUCAAGCAGAGAGGGCUCCGAUUCGUGGAAAUCAACGUCGACGUGUACCCGCAGAGGGAGAAGGAAUUGAUCGAGCGGACGGGGAAUUCGCAGGUCCCGAAGAUAUUCUUCAACGAGAAGCUGUUCGGUGGGCUUGUCGCUCUGAAUUCGCUGCGGAACAGCGGGGAGCUGGAGGGGAAAUUGAAGGAGAUGUUGGGGAAGCCUUGCCCCGGCGACGCGCCGGCCACGCCUGUCUACGGAUUCGAUGACCCCGAGGAGGAGGAGGAGGCGGCGGAAGAAGAGAUUGUGGGAAUGGCGAGGGUACUGAGGCAGAAGCUGCCGAUUGAGGACCGUCUGAUGAGGAUGAAGAUCGUGCGGAAUUGCUUCUCGGGCGCGCAGAUGGUGGAGGUGCUCAUUCAACACUUGGACUGCGGCCGGAAGAAGGCUGUUGAGAUUGGAAAGCAGUUGGCUCGGAAACAUUUCAUCCAUCAUGUAUUCGGGGAGAACGACUUCGAAGAUGGAAAUCACUUGUACCGUUUCCUGGAGCAUGAACCAUACAUCCCCAGAUGCUACAACUUCAGGGGAACAACAAAUGACCGCAGCCCCAAACCUGCAGUAGUGGUUGGAAAAAAGAUGUACAAGAUAAUGUCAGCGAUCCUGGAGUCAUAUGCCUCCGACGACAGGAGCCACGUUGAUUAUGACGGUAUCAGCAAAAGCGAGGAAUUCCGAAGAUACGUUAACCUGGUGGAGGACCUGCAACGGGUGGAUCCGCUGGGGCUCUCCCCGGACGAGAAAACAGCCUUCUUCUUGAACCUGUACAACGCGAUGGUUAUCCACGCAGUGAUCAGAGUCGGUAGCCCCGAAGGGGUAACCGACAGAAGAUCUUUCUACUCCGAUUUCCAGUACAUUGUUGGCGGAUCGCCCUACUCUCUCAACGCGAUCAAGAAUGGAAUUCUCAGAAGCAACAGGAGAUCUCCUUACUCGUUGAUCAAGCCCUUUAGCUCUGGCGACAAACGCUUGGAGGUUGCAGUUGACAGGGUGAAUCCAACGAUACACUUCGGGCUGUGCAACGGGACGAAAUCGAGCCCGACGGUGAGGUUCUUUACAGCACAAGGGUUGGAGGCUGAGCUGAGAAGUGCAGCUAGGGAGUUCUUCCAGAGAGGCGGGAUCGAGGUGGAUCUGGAAACCAGGACGGUCUACCUCUCUCGUACCAUGAAGUGGUUUGGGGGUGACUUUGGGCAAGAGAAGGAGAUAGUGAAGUGGGUGAUGAGUUACUUAGAGGGGAGCAAAGCAGGACUGGUGACGCAUCUGCUGUCUGAUGGUGCUGCCCUCCACAUUGUGUACCAAAACUAUGAUUGGUCACUCAAUUCUUAACACACUCGCCUCACCUGCGGCUGAGUGAGCUUUCCGCUCGUACCUCCACCGUUUCUUCUGCAUAUUUAUCUUUACAAUAGAAGAUAUACACACCACAGUUAAAAGAAAGGAAAAAGAGCGACUGCGAUUGAAGACUUUAAAGCUAUAUACAGAUUGAAUCCCAAACCGAUGUGCUGCUCAGGUGGCCUGGUGUUUUUUCUUUUCUUUUUUGCUUUUUAAUUUUGUAGAUAAUUCCCCUUUAAUGCAUCUUCAUCUUGGCGGGAGAAGGCGUCGUGGACUCGUGGCUAGGGGAAGCUGUUUCGUAUUUGGGAGCGCACAAAUUGUUUGCGUUGGUUUCUCGGAGAGGGAAGUUGCUUUUCCUCCCCAGUGUGUUCUUUUUCUAUGAUGACCUUGUACUCUUCUUUUUGGAUAUGAAAUUGUGGGUGAAAUAUCAGAGUUGGUGUUUGAACCAG
Messenger RNA from Linum tenue, 2718 nucleotides. The record is from the annotation of a GenBank genome assembly. Lineage: Eukaryota; Viridiplantae; Streptophyta; Magnoliopsida; Malpighiales; Linaceae.